Molecule: messenger RNA, 2023 nt
Organism: Hordeum vulgare subsp. vulgare (domesticated barley)
Lineage: Eukaryota; Viridiplantae; Streptophyta; Magnoliopsida; Poales; Poaceae
Product: CDT1-like protein a, chloroplastic
Exons: 7
Coding region: 13-1737 (574 amino acids)
Biological process (GO): regulation of DNA-templated DNA replication initiation; mitotic cell cycle; DNA replication checkpoint signaling
Cellular component (GO): nucleus
Molecular function (GO): DNA binding; DNA polymerase binding
Source: RefSeq, a predicted model, not a curated record
CCCCCCUCCUCGAUGGACGCCGCCACCCCAUCCAAGAAGCCCCGCACGGCGGCCGCCAGCGCCAGUUCGCCGUGGAAGGUCAAGACGUCCGUCCCCUCCUCGGCCGGCCAGUUCGCCACGCCGGAGAAGAUGAAGAAGGUGGCCGCGGCCGCGUCGGAUCUGGCCACGCCGGAGAAGACGGAGCCGCGGCCGCUGCUGCGUAGGGGCCGCAGCGGCGGCGCCGUCGCGCUGUCCGUCAAGGAGGUCCGGCGGGCGGCGCUCGAGCUGCACCGCGCCGGCAGGGGCCCCGCGGCGGAGGCUGAUGCCGGGGUGGACGCGCUCGAGUCUGUUGAGAGGGAGCUCGGCGUGGGCGCCGGCGCCGGCCGCAGCCCCGUCAAGCGCAGGCCCGAGGUCAAGCUGCCGGAGAGCUAUGAGAUUCUCUGCGAGUUCUUCAACUGCUUCGAGAGCUCCACCCGUCUGCUCCGCAUGAAGGGAUCCAAGGCAACAUUCCCCAACAUCUGUGCUAGCAUUCAGAACUUGGCUGAGAGGAGGUUUACCUAUGGCCAUCUCGCACAGCUCAAGUACAUUAUGCCCGAGGCUAUUGUCAUCAACAAGAUCCUUUUGCGUGACGACAAGACCUGCUGCAUGAAGCCGGAUCUUCAGGUGAACCUAUUGGUUGAUUCAGUUGAGGACAGUGCGAUGCAGAAGGGGGAAACCCGCUACUCUGCUUUGAGAAGGAUGUUCAGGCAGAGGCUCGUGGACUUCUUCAGGAAACAUCCUGAGGGAGAUGACAUCCCGGAGCAUGAGCUGCCGUAUCCAUUUACUCAGACGAAAUCAAGUGUGGCUCAGAGCACACCAAGAGUUGUUACUGAAGUUGUAUUUGCUGCGCCAUCACCAAGUCUGGCUGAACAGCCGGCUGUUGCGCUGUCGCACAUGUCCCAGUCUUUCAAGAGAAGGUUCUCACAGAGAUCUUCAACCUGCCCUGCAACUGCCAGCACAACCGGUCUGCCGCCAAAGGCUGAGUCUACUGCUCCAUCUCCACUGAGCAGGAAGUCGAUGCUCGGUUCUACUUCUGGCGCCAUAGGCCAUGAGUCCCAAGUGCAAGAGAAAAGUAGCAAGGAUGUUGCACUCAAGUUUGGUGUUACAGAAGGGACUCCUGCCAAGUUUGCCUCUACUCCAGUGAGAUCAAUGGCAGCCACACCGAACCUUGAGACCCCAAAGAGGCCGAUCUCUGCUACUGUGUGCGACACACCACCUCUUCAAACGGUCAAGCGAUCAGCUAGAGCCAAGUUAUUCAUGACACCUAUGAAGGACUCGAGCAGUAUUGAAGAAGAGAACCAAAGCACAAGCACAUCUGAUGGUGAUGAUGAGUUGAUCAGUUUCCUUCCAAAGUCCCUCUUGCAAUCGGUGAAGAAGAAGGAGAAGAGAGCUUUGGAAGAAAAAGAAACAGGCUUUGCGGACCAGGUUCAGCGGCAGAAGCUCAUAUCAUGCCUGCCAAGCACCUUUGACAUUAUCUUCCUUAUCUAUCAGUCAAGGCAGCGAACUGUACUGACGAAGCAGGAGCUCAUUCACAAGAUAAUCGAAAGUAACCCGAAGGUCGUGGACAAGGGUGAAGUUGAGGAGCAAGUGAGGCUGCUGCUGGAGUUUGUUCCAGAGUGGAUCUCUGAGAAGGCUGCAAGAAACGGAGAUGUUCUCUGCUGCGUCAAUACGGCACUGAGCCAGUCUGAGGUUCGACAGAGGUUAUAUGGUGUCGAGUAGGGUGGCGCACAAUACUGCUUCACCUUGUUUAGAAAUGUAGCAGUAUAUCAGUGCAAGGUUGUGCCUAGAUGCUGGAAGAUACUUAGUUGUCGAAGUUGAUGCUCAAGUUCAGGCACUGCCCAGUUUAGGUUCAGUUAUCAGCGCCUCUGUUCAAGAUCAGACACAAAGUCAUUGACAUGUGUAGCUUAAGUAUUCUAAUAGCAGAUGAUGUUAGGCUGCCUAUUUCUUCCAUAAUGUGUAAAGUAUUCCGAGAUGUCUCUGGGAUGAAAUGGUUUUUGUUUCUUUA